AUGGAUCCGGGGCACCACAUGGGCCACGCCCGGCACUUGGGCCCGCCUCACUACGGCGCUCCGGGUCCGGUGGUCGCUCCUUUGUAUCCAUCCAUGACAACGCCUACGCAAUCCCAUACGCCCCAUGGAGCACCGAAAAGACCGAGACCAGACGAGCUUGACUUGUCCGUUCCCGGAAUCGAUCUUGAACAGACGGACCUCGAGACCAUGCAGCAGACUCCUCUGGGUACCGCCUAUGCACAGGCGACCCAGCAAGUCCAGGCUCCUACGCAUCAUCACCACCGACUACCCGAUACAGGACCCCCUUCCAAGAUGAUGAGGCGUGAUGGUGACGGCGGAGACAGAGGCGGUGCCCCGAGCGUCGUGGGACAAGCAGGCAUGCCGACUCCGGCACCGAGGCCAAGGGGGCCGAAGCUAAAGUUUACACCCGAAGACGACCAGCUCCUGAUCGAUCUGAAAGAGAACAAAUCCCUAACAUGGAAGCAAAUCGCGGAUUUCUUCCCGGGGAGAUCAUCAGGAACACUCCAGGUGCGCUAUUGUACGAAGCUCAAAGCUAAGACCACCCAAUGGACCGACGAAACGGACCAAAAGCUUCGCACCGCGCUGCAAGACUACGAGAAUGAGAAGUGGCGCAUCGUUGCUAACAAGGUCGGAACUGGCUUCACCCCUGCUGCCUGCCGAGAACGCACGCAGGAGUUAAUGGGCGGCCCUCCCUUAUAGCAUUCAAUGUCUCCACCGGGAACUUCUGAGCCCCCGGCUGGAGACACAAUCUACACGCAGCAGCUUCAGUGAUGAAGAGGAGCUUGCCUUUAGCGAUGAUCUCCAUCAUGCAACUUGGAACGACACGACCCAUCCGGAGCAUUCAGAUCGACCUCCACGAACACCGUCCUCCCACUUCGACUCAGCGAGCUGGUAGGGGAGGAAGAUCUGCAACAAUUUACCCGACGUCUUUUCAUGUAACAGCUUGGGUUCGAAAAGCACAGAGAACGCAAGGCCCGAAGAAUUGCGCCAGCUCUUCCUCGAACCACCGAGGCCAUAAAUACUUCUUCGCCUUGUUCACUUCGGCUUCUACCUCAUACCUGCGACUCUCGAGUGGCAUUGUCCUUUUGUUUUGCUGGAUUCCCCAUCCGCCUAAUUCUAGAGAUACCCCCGAACACCACGGGUCACCUUUUUUUACUUCAUCUUUUUCUCGACCUACUCCUUUAUCUCGACUCAUGACACAACGCAC
This is a messenger RNA of Colletotrichum scovillei, 1228 nucleotides long. Its product is annotated as MYB DNA-binding domain-containing protein. The transcript is spliced from 2 exons. The record is from RefSeq and is a predicted model, not a curated record. Bases 1 to 720 code for a protein of 239 amino acids. Lineage: Eukaryota; Fungi; Ascomycota; Sordariomycetes; Glomerellales; Glomerellaceae.